UUAUUGUGUCUGUACGUUAUGAACGCCCGCUUGAGAAAUGACGUGGGUUUGUAGAGUUGUGUCGUCACGCAUGUGCGCGCAUGAUUUGUGUACGCGCAGGGCAGUGAUGGAUGAGAUGAGCGUCGCUGGAGUCGCUUAUAAUCAGGAUUUAACACAUAAGACCAUCCUGGUGGGAGACAGCGGUGUGGGGAAAACAUCUCUGCUUGUUCAGUUUGAUCAGGGGAAAUUUAUCCCUGGAUCUUUUUCUGCCACAGUGGGGAUCGGAUUUACGAAUAAAGUUGUGACAGUAGAUGAGCUGAAGGUGAGAUUACAGAUCUGGGACACCGCGGGGCAGGAGAGAUUUCGCAGCGUCACACAUGCAUACUACAGAGAUGCUCAAGCGCUUCUCUUGCUGUACGACAUCACCAGCAGAUCUUCAUUUGAUAACACACGGGCGUGGCUAACAGAGAUUCACGAGUAUGCUCAGGAUGAUGUGGUGAUUAUGUUGAUUGGUAACAAGACGGACAUGUCCAAUACAAGAGUGAUCAGACGGGAAGAUGGAGAGAAACUGGCCAGAGAGUUUGGGGUCAUUUUUCUGGAGACCAGCGCUAAAACCGGACUCAAUGUGGAUCAGGCUUUUAUAACUGUAGCCAAGGAGUUGGUGAGACAAUCUGUACAGAUGCCCGUCCAACCCAGAUUUUACCUCCAUGACCUGAUGGAGCCAGAGAAAGAGACUUCAGGCUGCUGUGGGUUUAACUAGAACAAAUGGGAUGAGAUCGAGGUAUUUCAACAUUCAAAGAGAUCUCACGCUUACUAACAUGAGAUUUGUGUUUAAAAUAAUGCCAAAUGCAAAGACAACCAGCAGAUGGUGCUGUAGUGCAGAGUAAUGUUUACUGGAGACUUUAUGCAGUAUUAAAGAAAACUUAAAAACUUUGAUUCAUAUUGAGUAACAGAAGAGCCAAACCUAUAUUUUAUUCUUUACUUAUAUUUAAAUCAAAUGACAUGAUGUCACAGGAACCACUGAAGAGUCAAACAUACCCAGGCCAGAAUAAAGCACCUGGUGGUUAUAUAGGAGCACAUUAUGAGCAUCAGAUGGCAGUAAAGCUUUAAUUCUCUAUUGAAGCUUUAUGUUUACAGCUGCAUGUCUAUAAUGAUGAUGAUGAUGAUGAUGAUAUUCUUAUUCCUUUAGUGAACAAACGCUGACAGUGCGUGUAAAUGAAUGAUGCAAAUGUAAUUAAUAUUCCUUUAGAUUAUUAGAAUAGCAGGUGUGUUAACAGAUAAAUGAAUUUUUAUGUGCUGCAUUUGAAUCUCAGGAUAUUUACUGGGAAUAUUUAAAGAGCUCAGAUGUAAAAACCACUUAAUGCAUCUGGGAUGAUUGAUCAGAGUCUUAAUAAAUUCAGCCUAAAACCCAGUAUUUCUGAAUGGCCUUAGGCCGGGAUUAAGUGGAUUUGAAGGAAAAGUAUUUGAUGAAGGUAUAAUAUGUACCGAGAGCAUUGGGUUAAUAUCAUCAUCUCAUUUUUGACGGAAAUGACAUUUAGUGUUUUUGCAUCUGAGCUCUUCAUUUAUACACCAUUAGAAGCUCUAAAAUACUGCAAAUAUAUCAAAGGAAAUAUGCAUUUUUCUCCUUAGCUAGAUUAUUAAGAUUGAAUGAUUCAGAAUUACUGUUUGCAUUUGGAUUAUUAAUAUUAGCUGAUUUUUUAUGAUAAUGUAUAUCGAGAGAGGUUGUGAUUAUUCUGCCUGUGUGUUUCAUUUCAACAGAUAUAUUAAGAUGAUUUUAAUCAGAUUUUAUUAUCAAAGUAUUUUGUUUUGGUUUUCCCUCUAACAAACUCCAGUAUCGGUUUUCCUGAAAUGAAAACACUUUGCACAAUUUUGUGUCGAUGUCCUCAGGUCUUUUGCUGUUUGACUUUGUAAAAUGCUUAGAAAAAGUUAUAAAAUAAUCAGUUGUGUCAACUUUCAAAUGUGUGUUUAUUCCUCAUGGCUAAAUCUAAUGUCGUUUAAUUUUUAGAUUUAAUUUACUUUGUUUAUCCAAACAAACUGAGAUUUGAUCAUGUUAAACAAUUUACAGACUAACUAGAUGCUUGACUAAGUGUUAUGAGUGUACUAUAUGAGUCUGAUUUGAGCGAGAUAUACGAGUUAAUACCACGGCCUGUUGAAUGCUUUAUUCUGAUUGGUUGAGAAAUGUUCCAUAGGUGUUGAUUAUUAUUAUUUUGUCUUAAAAUAACCACCAGAUCAAAGUCUGGGGUAUAUAAGAGGAAUAAUUGAAAACGGGCCAUUGAAUUAUAGUUAUAAUGCGGCAUGACGCAGAGCGGGUGUACAUUAUUUUCAGAAAAUUCAAAGAGGAGGGAGUCAAUUAUUUCUGUUAUCACAGACAUUGCUCUAGUGGUUAUUUUCAGACAUUUGACAGAUCAGGUGUGCGUUUAUUGAAAAAAUAAUCAACACCUGUGGAAGAUUUCUCAACCAAUCAGAAUAAAGCAUUCAAUUAAAAAUAAUGCGGUGCAUUUGACUUGCGGUGCAAUGCCAUUACCACCUUUGGUGUGCAUUAAUUUCAAAUAAUUCAACGGCCCGUCAUCAGUUAUUUCAUAUGUGAUAUAUGAAUGUGAGUGAGUUAUAUGAGUGUUAUAUGGGUGUGUUGAGUGUGUUAAUAGUUGCAGAGACGCGUGCAUUGUGUUGUGUUUUCCUGCUCAUCUGAAGCUCUUCAUCAGGAACAAUAGUGUUUCCUGGCAGUUGUGGGUCAUGAUGUCUC
Molecule: messenger RNA, 2722 nt
Organism: Paramisgurnus dabryanus
Lineage: Eukaryota; Metazoa; Chordata; Actinopteri; Cypriniformes; Cobitidae
Source: RefSeq, a predicted model, not a curated record